AUGAAAUUGGUAGAUUGCUGCUAUAUACUAAGUGAUUUUCGACACUCUGCCACUAAUUUUUGGACCAUGACACCUUUGAAGCAAGUUAGAUGUAGUUGUGGUUUUCCUGUAGCAAAGAGGACCGCGUGGACUCAUGAAACCUCGAGAAGGAAGUUCGUGGCUUGCAAAUUCUACAAUCCCGAAACUGGACAAAGGGGUUGCGAUAAAUUUGAUUGGGUUGAUGAAGGUAUACUUGACUGGAAGAGGGAUGUUACUAAUGUGCUAGUAGUAAAAAAGCAUAGGGUUUCAACUGAUCUUGCCAUUAUGAGGAACAGAAUGGCAUGUAUUGAGCAAGAGAAGGCUAGGCUUGCUGAAGAGGUCGAAAGGUUGAAGAAGAACAAGGGCAUGAUGAAGGUUCAUGAUAAAGAGGAUGUGUGGGUGGAAGGCCAAGACCAAGUGGCAAAGGUGAUCAUGGAAUCUCUUUUGGAUGUUUUUAAUCCAAUUGUAGAUAACAAUCUCAAUGAGGAAAUUGAUCUCACGCUACGUCAGUUAGCGCUUCCGUGUCUAAGUAGUGGAGACAAGGACGCACUGGAUAAAGAAUUUUCAGAAUCUGAAAUCAAGGAAGCCAUGCUGAGUAUACAUAGUUCGAAAUCACCAGGACCAGACGGAGUAACGGCGGAAUUCUUCUCUUUAUACUGGGAGACGGUUGGUGAUUUAGUAACUAAGAGCGUUCUAAGAUUUUUUCACACGGGCUACCUGCUCAAGGAAUGGAAUCAAUCUCUCUUAGUUAUGAUCCCAAAGAAUUCGAAUCCGGAAUUGGCUAGUCAUUUUCGGCCUAUCGGUUUAUGUAACACAAUAUACAAAUGCAUUUCAAAAUGUAUGGUGAACAGAUUAAAAAAGGUGUUGCCAAGUUUGAUUUCCAAUUACCAACACACCUUUAUUCCGGGUCGCUAUAUGGAGGACAAUGUCCUUCUGAGUCACGAACUUCUUCACAUGGUUAAUUCAAGAAAGGCGGAUAUGGCAGUUAUAAAGGUAGAUAUGUCCAAAGCCUAUGAUAGGGUGGAUUGGACCUUCCUUCUCAAGGUUCUUCAUGCAUAUGGUUUUUCAGCAAAAUGGAUACAACUUAUUUCGCAAUGUGUUAGUACGGUGUCGUUUAGAACUCUGAUUAAUCGAAAGGCUUCAUCUCCUUUCAAGCCCAGAUGUGGCCUUCGACAAGGUGAUCCUAUCUCUCCGUACCUGUUCCUAUUUUGCAUGGAUAUUUUAUCUAGAAUGCUAUCAUUAGCAGAGGAUAUAAAGUUAUUCAAAGGGCUUCAAAUCUCAAGACGAUCACCGUCGAUUUCACAUUUAUUCUUCGCGGAUGAUGUCAUGUUAUUUUUCAAAGCGGAUGAAAGGGCAUGUAGUGCAGUAAUGAAGAAUCUGGUUAGGUUUGGUAAAAUCUCAGGUCAGCAACUAAACUUAAAUAAGUCCUUUGUUAAAUUUUCACCAUCUACAAGCACUGAAAAGAAAACGAGUCUUCGGGCAAUACUCAAAAUGCCGCAAGUUUCCCAGUUAGGGAACCAUUUAGGAGUCCCUAUUGACAUUCAGGGGAAAAAAUCAUCACAUUUCCAAUUUGUUGUGGAUAAAAUUGCGGGGAAGAUUUUAAGUUGGUCUACACUAUACCUCUCCCAAUCAACCAAGUUAAUUCUAAUCCAGACCAUUCUUCUUUCUAUUUCUUCCCACGUUAUGAAAUGCCUAAAAGUUCCGCCCUCAAUUACGAAUAAAAUUGAUUCUCUCAUUGGUAGGUUUUGGUGGGCGGGUGCUAAGGAUAGGGGUGUGCAUUGGGUGAAAAGGAGCUUGGUUAAUAAGCCAAAGGCUAUGGGAGGAGUAGGUAUUCGAUCGUCUGAGCUUCUGAACGAUAGCUUGUUAUUUAAACAAGCUAUGAGGCUCCAUAAAGAUCACAACCUUUUGGUUUCUAAGGUAAUUUUCUCGACUAGCGGGUGUUGUGUUUGCAAGAAGGGUCUCCAAAGACGUACAAAGAUUAGGUGCUCACUGGGCAGGAGAGGCCUUUAUAAUGCCUCCUCAAUCUUCGAGAAAGGUCUAGCAUGGAAGAUUGGAAAUGGAAAAGACGUGCUAGCAGCUAGUAUGGCAUGGGUGGAGGGAAGAAUCCCAAUGGUUCGUUCGAAUCAACUUUUGGCACGCUCUAGAAGAUGGAAGGUGGAGGACUUCAUUCACCAACAUAGCAACACAUGGAAUGUGUCUUUAAUCAGGCAAUGUUUUGAAUGGAAGGACGCCAAGGAUAUCUUGGCGAUGGACUUACCUCAUACACCUGCUACAGAUUUUAUCUUCUGGAAAGGAUAUCCUUCAGGAAAUUUCACGGUUAGGUCAGGUUACGCUAUGUUAGUUGAGAAGAGGAUCAUGGAGGAAGAUAGAAUUUCUGAAGAUGUUUUGAAGGCUCUACGUAUAAUUUGGAAAAUUAAUAUUCUGCCAAAAUGGAAGGUUUUCAUGUGGAAACUUAUGUACGGAGGCUUAGCUGUUAAUCAUAACCUGGAAAGGAGAGGCUUUGAUGUUAGCAAUCAUUGUGGCUAUUGUGGGUGUGAGGACGAGUCCUUGCAUCAUGUUUUCCAGACUUGUAGUGUGGCUAGAUUGGUAUGGUCAGUUUACCGAAUACAAGUCCACUCAAAUGAUAAUGAAUCCAUAAGCUUUACUACGUGGAUUCAGAGACAUAUCCUGCUCUAUUAUAGCAAGGAUUCAGCAGAGAACACCAAGCUCGAAGCCUUUGUUGCCAUGCUUCGGAGCUUGUGGGUCACUAGGAAUGGAAGGGUUGAUGGCUCGUGGGCAAAGAAAACAAAGAAGGCUGGCUGGGGAUGGGCGUACAAAGAUGGUGCGGAAGACAAUAAUUGCUAUAGGGAUGGAGGAGGGAGCUACGGGCGUACUUCUACAGCUUUCCAAGCAGAGGUCAAGGCUUGCCUACACGCUAUGCAAUGGGUAAAAGAGCAGAACAUUAAUGAGGUUAUGCUACUCACAGAUUCCAACAACUUGGUGAUGAACUUGAAGCUGAACAAGGAUGGUAUAGUCGUCCAGGCUAUCUGGGAUAUCAACGAAAUCAAGAGACUAGCAGCAACGUUCAACACAUGCAUAAUUCUAAAGGCAGACAGGGACAGAGUGAAAAGUGCUCAUAAUAUUGCUAACAGGUGCAGGAAGGAAGGGUUGAGUUUUCGUAAUAGAUUAUAG
Messenger RNA from Spinacia oleracea (spinach), 3189 nucleotides. RefSeq lists its product as uncharacterized. The record is from RefSeq and is a predicted model, not a curated record. Lineage: Eukaryota; Viridiplantae; Streptophyta; Magnoliopsida; Caryophyllales; Amaranthaceae. The transcript has 4 exons. Bases 1 to 3189 code for a protein of 1062 amino acids. Gene Ontology annotation, molecular function: nucleic acid binding; zinc ion binding; RNA-DNA hybrid ribonuclease activity.